Messenger RNA from Rhododendron vialii, 638 nucleotides. RefSeq lists its product as uncharacterized. NCBI's taxonomy places the organism in Eukaryota, Viridiplantae, Streptophyta, Magnoliopsida, Ericales, Ericaceae. The record is from RefSeq and is a predicted model, not a curated record. The transcript has a single exon. The coding region runs from base 132 to 227 and encodes 31 amino acids.
UACGAGAUGGCGGAAAUUCCUUCUACCGCAUUCGUUGUUAUGAAAAAUGGAAAUAGGCCUUGGACCUAAUCAUACCAUUCCAUUACAUUAUAUUGACAAUUUCAAAAAACUGGUCAUACUAUGAUCAUAGUAUGAUGGCAGUCAGACAAGUAUGCCCCCAUUGUCUUGUGGUUCAAGACAUCUCUCUUUCAAGGAGGCAGCAGGGAUUCGACUUCCCAUGGGGGUAGGGUACUACGAAAGGAAGUUGAUCAUGGAUUACCAAUAAGCCUAAACUGGAUUCUUCCCGGGUCGAUGCCCGAGCGAUUAAUGGGGACAGACUGUAAAUUCAUUGGCAAUAUGUCUACGCUGGUUCAAAUCCAGCUCGGCCCAAAAAUUUGGCAAUCUACCAUGAGAUGGUAUAACCCCUAGCCCUUCAUAAAUACCUAAUAUAGAGGAAUAAAAAAGAAUCUAAUUUUCGGAUAUAUCCCUUAUUUACUUGGGAUUGUAUUUCAAUUGGUCAAAGCACUGCCCUGUCAAGGUGUAAGCUGCGGGUUCAAGCCUCGUCAAUCCUGACGGAUCCAAUCAAUCAAUACAUCAAUUUAACUCCCUCUUUUUUAUGAAAGCUGGUAUAAAGGACAGCCAAAUUUCAUUCCCAAAGG